GUGAGUGCCGUAGCUCUGGACAGAGGUAGCUCGCUCGCAGAGGUGCUGGGACGACAGAGGUGGCCCUGUCCCGCGCCUGGUGGCCCCGCCGGACCAUGGCAUGGGCACAGGGGGGUCUGACAUCCUCGCUCUCCAUCGUCAUCACGUUGGCUGCCUGCCUCUCUGCCACCACCAGCGAAGUGAACUUGCUAGACACGUCAACAAUCCCGGGGGACUGGGGCUGGAUGACUUAUCCCUCACAUGGGUGGGAUUCGAUCAAUGAGAUGGAUGAGUUUUUCAGCCCCAUCCACACCUACCAGGUCUGUAAUGUCAUGACCCCCAACCAGAACAACUGGCUACGGACCAACUGGGUUCAGCGGGACGGCGCGCGGCGGGUCUACGCCGAGAUCAAAUUCACGCUGAGGGACUGCAACAGCAUGCCAGGUGUGCUGGGCACCUGCAAGGAGACCUUCAAUCUCUACUACAUGGAGUCCGACCGGGACCUGGGCACCAGCACCCGGGAGAGCCAGUUCAUGAAGAUCGACACGAUCGCGGCGGACGAGAGCUUCACCAACGUGGACCUGGGGGUGCGGCGCCUGAAGCUGAACACGGAGGUGCGGGGCGUGGGGCCACUGAGCAAGAGGGGGUUCUACCUGGCCUUCCAGGACAUCGGGGCGUGCAUUGCCAUCGUCUCGGUGCGGGUGUACUACAAGAAGUGCCCGGCUACAGUGAGGAACUUGGCAUCCUUCUCCGAGGCCGUGACUGGGGCGGACUCGUCCUCGUUGGUGGAAGUGCGGGGAGAGUGCGUGGGCCACUCGGAGGAGAGGGACACCCCCAAGAUGUACUGCAGCGCCGAGGGAGAGUGGUUGGUGCCCAUCGGGAAGUGCGUGUGCAGUGCUGGCUACGAAGAGCAGCGGGAUUCCUGCAUGGCCUGCCAGCUGGGAUUUUACAAGUCGGCCCCUGGGGACCAGCUGUGUGCCAAGUGCCCCUUGCACAGCCACUCGGAGAGCCGGGCAGCCCGCGUGUGCCGCUGCGACAGCAGCUUCUACCGGGCGGUGCAGGACCCGCCCUCGGCCGCCUGCACACGCCCUCCCUCUGCUCCUGUGAACCUGAUCUCCAGCGUGAACGGCACCUCGGUGACCCUGGAGUGGGGUCCCCCCCUGGACAAGGGGGGCCGUGCCGACGUGGUGUACAACGUGCUGUGCCGGCGCUGCGCGGGGGACACGGGGCCGUGCGAGGCCUGUGGCAGCGGCAUCCGCUUCGUGCCCCAGCAGAUGAGCCUGGUGCAGGGAGCACUGACUGUCACCAACCUCCUGGCACACACCAACUACUCCUUCUGGGUGGAGGCCGUGAACGGUGUCUCCGACCUCAGCCUGGAGUCCAGGAGAGCCGCAGUCGCCAACAUCACGACAAACCAGGCAGCCCCGUCGCAGGUGGUGGUGGUGCAUCAGGAGAGCACGGGCCAGAACAGUGUCACCUUGCUGUGGCAAGAGCCAGACCAGCCCAAUGGCAUCAUCCUGGAGUAUGAGAUCAAGUACUACGAGAAGGACAAGGAAAUGCAGAGCUAUUCGACUCUGAAAUCCAAGAGCACCACUGCCACCAUCUCUGGGCUCAAGCCUGCAACCCGCUACAUCUUCCAGGUUCGGGCUCGCACCUCGGCCGGCUGCGGGAGGUUCAGUCAGACUGUGGAGGUGGAAACAGGGAAGCCAGUGUCCCUCCGCUACGACACGAUGACGAUUGUCUGGAUCUGCCUGACGCUCAUCACUGGCCUCGUCGCCUUGCUGGUGGUCCUGAUCUGCAAGAAGAGGCACUGCGGGUACAGCAAGGCUUUCCAGGACUCUGAUGAGGAGAAGAUGCAUUAUCAGAAUGGGCAAGUGAAGUUCCCUGAGUCCAAGUUCUAUGUGGAUCCCCACGCCUACGAGGACCCCUGCCAGGCCGUGCAUGAGUUCACCCGGGAAAUAGAGGCCUCCCGGAUCAAGAUCGAGAAGGUCAUUGGGUCUGGGGAGUCUGGAGAGGUGUGCUAUGGCCGCCUGAAGCUGCCAGGGAAGAGGGAGAUUCCCGUGGCCAUCAAGGCACUAAAGGCAGGCUACACGGAGAAGCAGAGACGGGACUUCCUGAGCGAGGCCAGCAUCAUGGCACAGUUCGACCACCCCAACGUCAUCCACCUGGAAGGGGUGGUGACCAGGAGCAAAUUGGUAAUGAUUGUUACUGAAUACAUGGAGAACGGCUCGCUAGACACCUUCCUCAGGAAACACGACGGGCAGUUCACCAUCAUCCAGCUGGUGGGGAUGUUGCGUGGCAUCGGAGCGGGCAUGAGGUACCUGUCGGACCUGGGCUACGUGCACCGGGACCUGGCUGCCCGAAACAUCCUGGUCAACAGCAACCUGGUCUGCAAAGUGUCCGACUUUGGCCUCUCCCGCAUCCUGGAGGACGACCCCGACGCUGCCUACACCACCACGGGGGGGAAGAUCCCCAUCCGCUGGACGGCUCCGGAGGCCAUCGCGUACCGCAAGUUCUCCUCGGCCAGCGACGUGUGGAGCUACGGCAUCGUCAUGUGGGAGGUGCUGGCCUACGGCGAGCGGCCCUACUGGAACAUGACCAACCGGGACGUGAGUGGGCGCAGGGCGGCGCGGGGACCAGCCUGCCCCUCCUCCGGCCCUGCCCCAGGCCAGCCCAGCACGGGGCUGGGCAAAAGGGGCCCAAAGGUCAGCUCUUGCCUCUCCUCACGUCCCUGCAGGGCUGUGCACAGCGUGCUUGUCCCCUCUGUGGGGACAGCAGAGCGCUGUCCCUGCCUGCACCGCGCACUCUUUGCAGCCCUGUGGCUCCUGGCUGCUGUUGGCAAGGUGACCCAAGUGACCAAACCUACGUGCUGGCCCUUUCCAAUCCUGCCCGUUAUCCUGACUCAAGCCCCUGGUAUGAAUGCAGCAGGGAGGUUCCUGCCAUCCUGGCUGUGUGCACCAUGGGUGUCCCCAGCCCUGCCUGCUGCUCUGGACAAGCCUUUUAUGCUGGCUGGAGAGAUUCAGCACAUGUUGUGCCAAGUUUCCCAGUCUCUGGAAGGAGUCAGGGCUUCCCUGGGGUCACUGCAGUCCCACUGCAUGAUCCUGCCAGUCCCGGUGCUGAGGGCCCAUCCCUUCCACUGCCCAGGUGAGGCUGCUGAGAGCCUCAGGCUGGCACCACCCAGCUGUAGGUUUUGGGCUUGUCUGAGUUAUGUGAGGCCACUCUCACCUCAAGAGUAGCAUAAAAUCUGUUAUAAUCUAAGUUAUAAUCCUGAGUACAACCUGGGCUCAAAAUUUCCAAAAGGAGGCAAUAAAACAAGUAUUUUGACUGUGAAGAACCACAGGACUCCUUUUUUUUUUUUUUUUUUUACCUGUGGGGACUGUAAGCUUCACCCUGUUUUGGGAGUCCUGAGAGCCUCCACUUUUCCUAGUGUUGUUAUUAUUUUAAAAGUGGCUUUGGUGACAGCAGGGCACGAAUGCAGUGGCUUCACUACCUCCUCCACACAAUUCCUUCAAACAGGGUUUCUUCCAGCCUUGCUGAAGAGUGGCUGUAGAACAACCAAGUGUGAGUCCAGCCCUUGUGGCUUGUCUGCUGGAGGGAAGCUGCAAUAUUUUAGGCCACUGGACCUCUAAAUAGCUCUGCUGCCAUAGCAGUGAUUCCUGCACAGAACAAUUCCCUGUCGUUGAGCAUGAAGCUUAGCUCUGCUCCCUGUGUGACGGCCCCAGCAGCUCAGCUCAGGCAUCAGGGAUCUUCCCAUCUGGGGGGGGGUCUGGGAGCGCGGUGGGGGUGCAGCUCCACUGUGGGUUGUGUGGCUUCCUUGCAGGUCAUUAACUCUGUGGAGGAAGGCUACCGCCUGCCUGCCCCCAUGGGCUGCCCCACCACCCUGCAUCAGCUCAUGCUGGACU
Messenger RNA from Chiroxiphia lanceolata (lance-tailed manakin), 3881 nucleotides. It is a transcript of the gene EPHA8, whose product is annotated as EPH receptor A8. The record is from RefSeq and is a predicted model, not a curated record. Gene Ontology annotation, biological process: cell surface receptor protein tyrosine kinase signaling pathway; protein phosphorylation; axon guidance. NCBI's taxonomy places the organism in Eukaryota, Metazoa, Chordata, Aves, Passeriformes, Pipridae. Gene Ontology annotation, cellular component: plasma membrane; neuron projection. The transcript is spliced from 14 exons. Gene Ontology annotation, molecular function: transmembrane-ephrin receptor activity; protein binding; ATP binding. The coding region runs from base 96 to 3215 and encodes 1039 amino acids.